Messenger RNA from Dibothriocephalus latus, 225 nucleotides. The record is from the annotation of a GenBank genome assembly. NCBI's taxonomy places the organism in Eukaryota, Metazoa, Platyhelminthes, Cestoda, Diphyllobothriidea, Diphyllobothriidae.
AUGCCGCUGAUAACCAUAGUCUCUGGCAACUCAAUGCUCUACUUCCUCGUCUCGAACCUUAUGACGGGUUCGCUGAACCUCUUGAUCGACACGCUGGAGCUGGGAGAUCUUCGCCCAGUCUGGUUGAGCAACGCUUGUCAGUUCUGCCUCUUGACUGCCUAUGUGGUCAUCUCGCCUUUGGCGACUGACUUCCUGCGCCGCCGGGUCUUGGGUAUCCUCCCCUAG